UUGGGCGGAUGUUAAAACCAGAUUGCGGGGCCACUCGAACGCACAGUCCGAUUUCAACAGUUGUCAGGGAACGACAGCGACGACUACGGUUCGACCGACGACUACCGAAGAAGAUCCUCUCCGUUCCGUUCAGUGUACUCUUCCUCAAUCACCCUUGGGAGCAGAAAAAAAAGUGCGCGGCCUUUGGAAUUCUGACUUUUUCCGCGGUGGUUUUUUGUUUCUUUCCUCAAGUGCUUCUGGUUGCUUUGUAGAGAACGGAAAAGAAGGUGCAAUUUUCUGAGCAAAGAUAACCUGAAGAAUCUGGACCAGUACGGUGCGGGAAAGAAGAGCGAUCGGUGCAAAAUUGCCUUUUCUGGCGGUUGGCUGUUUUUCUGUCGGAAGACUCUGUUCUUGUUGGAGAGCUGAUUGAAUGCUGCAGAACCGCAGUGACAGUGUGUCCCUGAAGUGUGCCUAGUGGUGGACCUGAGAAGUUCUGAGUUCUACGAGUGAUCUCCAUACCGUACAUAACGAAAAGUGCAGUGCAAUCUCCUGUCUCUGUGUGCCGAGUGAAGUUUUGACCUACUGAAAGAGAAGUACAAUCUAAAGCAACAGCAGGAGCCAGCUGUCCAACGCAGCCGAAGAAAGAGAUUGAGACACACUCACUACACUGGUGGGAGCUAGCGAGCAGAGCAGAGCAGAAGUUCAAGUUCAAGUUCGGAACGGGCUGAUCGAGUCGAGAGGAGGCGAAAAUGAAGUUGAUUUUAGUGACGUGUAUUCUAUCGACGCUGAUGCUAAGCAUACAAUGUCGCCCCCAGGCAGUGCAACCGGUCGAGCAUCGUACCACGGCGGACGUCCUGAAGCUGCCCUUCUACGGUGGUGCCCGCGGUCAGAUCCUGGAGAUUCGCAAAAAUUCCGACGGCACUGUGGUGAGCAAGAUCCUGCGCGGUGAAGACGAUGAAGACAUGGAACUCAAGGUGCACCAGAUCGUGGACGAUCUGAAGAACAACGAGGAAAUCCUGGCCGAGGAUGACGAGAUCAAGGCCGCCGAUCAGUCGUUCGGGGACUACCUGACGAACAUCCAGAAGGCCGCCGCCUCGUUGGUGACCCUGCAGGAACAGGUCAAGAAGACGGGCAAACUGUCGACCGAUCAGAAGCGAAUCUACGCCGACAACCUGGAACGACUGGGCGUGGCAGCGCAGAAGCUGGCACAUAUCCAGCAGCAGGACGGUGAUCACGAUGCGAUCAAGUUUUUGUUCAACACCGAUUACGAUGCGAGCGUUGCCGAUGCGCAGAAGAAGAAGACCUCCUACAAGGUCACGUCGUUCCCCGGCUACAAGGGCAAGGAGGAAGAGGAGAAGCUGAAGAAGCAGGAAAAGAAGAAGGAGGAGGAGGAAAAUGUCGGAGAGGAGGAAACCGCGCAGGGAAAUGAUAGCGUUCAGGUCAACUCGCCCGAACAGGAGGCCUCGAUUGCGGAAGCGAAACCAGUCGGUCUCGCCAUUGCCGGUGAAGGAGGUGUCGCUUCGUCCAAACCCAUCGCCACUGCCGUCGUCGGAGAUGGAGGUCUUGCCGUUGCCCGUCCCGUUGCCACCGCCAUUGCCGGAAUCAAGCCUAGCGAAAUCGGAUCACUAGGUCUGCCCAUCUCGGUCAACAAGAAGCUGGUCACCAAAGGAAAGUACGGUCUCGUUGCCGCCGAUCAGGACCUCCCAGCCGGACUUCUAGUGGGACCAGGAUUCCAGGAAGCUCGCGUUUCGCAGAACGAAAUUGAAGCCGAAAUCGACGACGCUCGACAGCAGGUCAUUGGACAAUCCGGAACGCUGGCUCCCCACUUUGACACCGAAAAGUUCCUGGCCAGUUUGAGACUGAAGGCCAAGCAGCAGCAACAGCAAGCCGAACAACUCCGGGAACAACAGCAACAACAGCAAUAUGGUGCAGUUAACUCUCCUACCAUUGCUUUCCAGCAACAGCCCUUCAUCCCACAGUCCUAUCCAUUCGCCACUGCCGCUGAUUACAUGAACAGCGCUCAGUAUCCUAUCUACACCCCUAGUUAUACCCCUUACUACUACAACCCCUACGCCGCUUAUCAGAAUCCCCUCGCCCUUCUUGCCUACCAGUAUCAGCAACAGCAGCUGGCAUUUCAGUCCCAAUACAAUCCCUACCUGGUCGGUACCAAUCCCCUUCAGCAUUCCUUUCAGCAGUAUGAGUAUCCACAACGAACUUACUAUUCCGCUGCCAUCGCCGCCGCCGCCCCAUCGACCGCCGCCACUCCGGCCGCUGCCUACCCAAGCUAUUACAAUUAUCCAUCCUUCUCAACCCCGUCGCCAUACAGAUUUUUCUACUAUUAGUUUCCUGAUCAACAGCGGAGGAAGUGAACCGUACGUUCUAAGUAUCAGCUCAAAUGGGAAGUAAAACAAACAAGACUUGAAACUCGUUCCAGCAAACCUCGCCGGAGUGGGGGACCUCUCGGUCUGGGCAUUUUGGGGACCCAAAAAUAAAUCAUAUAAAAAUAUAAUGCGAGAAAAUUAAAACUUCGGUGGAACAAUUUUGUAGAUCUUCCUGUCCGGGUGGCGGAACUCGGGCUACUCGUCCCGGGAACGGGUGCCCCUCCAAGCCAGCUCCUAGCCUACCGAGACGGUGAAGAUCUACGAGACCCCGAGACCCAUUCCGUGGGAUGCCAGUCAACCAGCAGCAGAGGUGGAUCCCCCUGCCGGACGAGUGGAACUCAAAUCGAUACAAAUAGGUUAAGGUUAUACUUUCCCAUGUUAGGCGAGUAGGCAAUAGUGAAACAAUUUCUAGGAGUGAUCGGAGGGAGCGAAAGCGUAAACGUCGAGUCGUGUAGCGAGCUGUGUAAGCACAAAAAAACACUAAGAUACAAAAAUAGCGUUCUAGUUUGUAAGGUCGGAAUAAAACUUUAGUGAAAUAAACGAAUAAAAAUUA
Molecule: messenger RNA, 2913 nt
Organism: Aedes albopictus (Asian tiger mosquito)
Lineage: Eukaryota; Metazoa; Arthropoda; Insecta; Diptera; Culicidae
Exons: 5
Coding region: 729-2321 (530 amino acids)
Source: RefSeq, a predicted model, not a curated record